Messenger RNA from Balaenoptera ricei (Rice's whale), 3953 nucleotides. It is a transcript of the gene SHC1, whose product is annotated as SHC adaptor protein 1. The transcript has 12 exons. Gene Ontology annotation, cellular component: plasma membrane. NCBI's taxonomy places the organism in Eukaryota, Metazoa, Chordata, Mammalia, Artiodactyla, Balaenopteridae. Bases 655 to 2409 code for a protein of 584 amino acids. Gene Ontology annotation, molecular function: receptor tyrosine kinase binding. The record is from RefSeq and is a predicted model, not a curated record. Gene Ontology annotation, biological process: intracellular signal transduction; cell surface receptor protein tyrosine kinase signaling pathway.
GUUUGAGUGUUCAACCAGGACAGGAAGGGAAUUGCUGAGCUCAGGGAUCCCCUCCCUUUCCCACCCCCAGCUGCCUCUGUUUCCUCCCUCAUUCCACCCGCUGCCCUCCCUCAGCUUCCUGCUCCCUUUGGCCUGCCCCUGUCUGGUUUGGAUUGAUCCAGACCUCCUCUUGCCACCCUCCUUUCCUUCUCACUCCUCCAUCCUUCCCUCCCACUCCCACUUUAUUCCUCUCCAGAUUACUUGUUGUUUGUACCGGGGCAGGGGGGCAUGGAUCUCUCUGCCCUGUAAGAGUUCAGGGUUGGGGCAGUGCUGGAGGCUUAGCCCCUCAGAGCCUGUGAGUCAGCACUGUCCUCGGGAUUGGUCUCUCCCCUUAGCUCCCCGCCCCUGGGGAGGAGCCAGUCAGCUCUAGGUCCAGCCCGUUCUCCUCACAGCCAGAGAAGAGGCUCCACGCUGGGCGGGGAUGGGGCCUGAAACUCUCUGGGUCUGAGCCCGGGGAGCCAGAGCCACUUGUCCCUCUCCCUCCCCAGGACCCUUGAGAUCCCUGGGCCAUAGAGGUCCGAUCAGGCUAAGGGCCUGGGAUGCCCCCUGCCUGGCCCCCUUGCCCUGACUGGCAGGGGGGCCAGGCUGGGCAGCAGCCUCCCUCUCACUCCAGCCAUGGAUCUCCUGCCCCCCAAGCCCAAGUACAACCCACUUCGGAAUGAGUCUCUGUCAUCGCUGGAGGAGGGAGCUUCAGGGUCCACCCCACCGGAGGAGCUGCCUUCCCCAUCAGCCUCGUCUCUGGGGCCCAUGCUGCCACCUCUGCCUGGGGACGAUAGUCCCACUACCCUGUGCUCCUUCUUCCCCCGGAUGAGCAACCUGAAGCUGGCCAACCCGGCUGGGGGGCGCCUGGGGCCGAAGGGGGAGCCAGGAAGGGCAGCCGAGGAUGGGGAGGGGAUCGUAGGGGCAGCCAUGCCGGACUCAGGCCCCCUGCCCCUCCUCCAGGACAUGAACAAGCUGAGUGGAGGCGGCGGGCGCAGGACUCGGGUGGAAGGGGGCCAGCUGGGGGGCGAGGAGUGGACCCGCCACGGGAGCUUUGUCAAUAAGCCCACGCGGGGCUGGCUGCAUCCCAACGACAAAGUCAUGGGACCCGGGGUUUCCUACGUGGUUCGGUACAUGGGCUGUGUGGAGGUCCUGCAGUCAAUGCGCGCCCUGGACUUCAACACCCGGACUCAGGUCACCAGGGAGGCCAUCAGUCUGGUGUGUGACGCUGUGCCGGGUGCUAAGGGGGCAACAAGGAGGAGAAAGCCCUGUAGCCGUCCACUCAGCUCCAUCCUGGGGAGGAGUAACCUGAAAUUUGCUGGAAUGCCAAUCACUCUCACCGUCUCCACCAGCAGCCUCAAUCUCAUGGCCGCAGACUGCAAACAGAUCAUCGCCAACCACCACAUGCAAUCCAUCUCGUUUGCGUCUGGCGGGGACCCGGACACAGCCGAGUAUGUCGCCUAUGUUGCCAAAGACCCGGUGAAUCAGAGAGCCUGCCACAUCCUGGAGUGUCCCGAAGGGCUUGCUCAGGACGUCAUCAGCACCAUUGGCCAGGCCUUCGAGUUGCGUUUCAAACAAUACCUCAGGAACCCGCCCAAGCUGGUCACCCCCCAUGACAGGAUGGCUGGCUUUGAUGGCUCAGCUUGGGAUGAGGAGGAGGAAGAGCCACCUGACCAUCAGUACUAUAAUGACUUCCCUGGGAAGGAACCCCCUCUUGGGGGGGUGGUGGACAUGCGGCUUCGGGAAGGAGCCCCCCCGGGGGCUGCUCGACCCACUCCACCCAGUGCCCAGACCCCUAGCCACCUGGGAGCCACGCUGCCAGUGGGGCAGCCUGUUGGAGGAGACCCAGAAGCCCGCAAACAGAUGCUGCCGCCGCCACCCUGCCCAGCAGGCAGAGAGCUCUUUGAUGAUCCCUCCUAUGUCAAUGUCCAGAACCUAGACAAGGCACGGCAAGCAGGCGGUGGAGCCGGGCCCCCCAAUCCUGCCAUCAAUGGCAGCGCGCCCCGAGACCUCUUUGACAUGAAGCCCUUUGAAGAUGCCCUGCGGGUGCCUCCACCUCCCCAGUUGGUGGCCAUGGCUGAGCAGCUCCGAGGGGAGCCCUGGUUUCACGGGAAGCUGAGCCGGCGGGAGGCCGAGGCACUGCUGCAGCUCAACGGGGACUUCCUGGUGCGGGAAAGCACGACCACGCCUGGCCAGUAUGUGCUCACUGGCCUGCAGAGUGGGCAGCCCAAGCACCUGCUACUGGUGGACCCUGAGGGUGUGGUUCGGACAAAGGAUCACCGCUUUGAGAGUGUCAGUCACCUCAUCAGCUACCACAUGGACAAUCACUUGCCCAUCAUCUCUGCGGGCAGCGAACUGUGUCUCCAGCAACCUGUGGAGCGGAAACUGUGAUCUGUCCCAGCGCUCUCUCCUAGAAGAUGCCCUGCGACCCCUUCCACCCUAUUGCCCGACUCUCAGGACCUCACUUGGGAGUGUUUUGUGGGCUUGGCCUUGUGUAGGGCUGGGGGUAGUGUGGACAUUGGGUUCAGCAUCCAGCUGAGUGAGAGGGUUUGAGUCAGGAGCCAGGGGUAGAGUCCUGCUUCUCCCCAAACCUCACCAAAGUAUUAAUGUACAGAGUGGCCCCCUCCCCUGGGCCUUUCCUGUGCCAACUUGAUACCCCCUUCCCCAGGGUGGGUGCUGGAGGCCUGGGCAGUAUGCCUCCUUGUAAUGGAAAAUGUCCUGUGGUGAUAGGCCCAGUGGAGCAAUCACCCUUCCAGGGAAGGGGGAAUGAAUCACACCUUUAGUCUACCCCUGGGCUCAGGGUACCCCAGACCCCUCUCAACAACCCUCCCUCCCAGCGUUUAAACUUUGUGCCUUUGACCAUCUGCUAGGUCUGAAGAUAUUUUAUGCAAAGAGUUCUUGGGCCCCUGAAGUCAAGCAUGGGGGUGCUGACACCUUGGCUUCUGGGACCCCGUCCUCUCCUUGCUCAGUACCCCCUCCCGUUUAGGUUGGGCGAACAGAGGCAGGAGUGGCAGCUGUCCCCUCUCCCCGGGGAUAUGCAGCCCUUAGAGAUUGCCUCAGAGCCCCCUCCCAGCCAGUGGGGAGAUGGACCCACCCCUUGCUCAGUGCCUCUUGGGCGGGGCCCCUCACCCCAGGGGGUCUAUAUAUACAUUUGGCAAGUCCACUCGCCGCCGCCCCCCCCCUCCCCCCCGGCCCCAUGUUGCAUGCAUGUUAUACUCUAGAGCCAAAGUACAGCCCUUCCUUCUGUAGCCUCUGCCCUGCCUCCCCCUGCUGGGGUGGUGGGGGGAUGACUGAAGUGUCAUCCUAGGUGGAUUUUGUGGAGGUGGGAACAGGGGCACUGAGACUCUAAAGCAGUAGACAAUCCCCAGAUACCAUCGGUAGAUUUGGAACUGCGUUUAUUUUUUAUUUUAUAUGCAUAUAUUUUAGGGCUGUAGAUUUACUUUCCUAAUUUGUUUUCCAUAGCUUAUUCCUGAGCACAAAAUGAUAAUAAUCGAUUUAUACAUCACCUUUUUGACUUUUCAAAGCCCUUUUACAACUAUUGGCAUUUUCCUCACCCCCGGCCUUUGCCGGUAGCAUUAUCUUUUCUGAGAGACAAGAGGCCGAGUGUGAGCCAGGACUAGAGAAACUUGGACCUCCCACCGCGAGGCUGGGAGGCAGAAAUUUGGCUGAAUGAGUGUUAGCUUCACACGGGGCGGGCGGGGGCGGGGGCUGGGGGACACUUAAAACCUGCAGUUAUUGAAUCCCUUCUCCAGGCCGGGUCCUGCCGUACGACAGAGGAGCCGGCCCUGCUCUGUCAUUAGGCCUUGUGGAUAAGGGAGCGUGGACUAUCUAAAUCCUCACCUCCCUUUUUUUUCUUUUCUUUUUGUUUGGAUGUUUUCACGGGUCUCACUUAUACCAAAGGGAAAGAAUCUUCAUUAAAGUCCAUAUUUCUUCUA